AUGACAAGAACAAAUAAAUGGACUGAGCGUGAAUCAAAAGCUGAUCCAAAAUACUUUUCACACACCGGUAACUACGGCGAAUCUCCAAAUCAUAUCAAGAAACAAGGUUCCGGCAAAGGCAACUGGGGUAAGCCAGGUGACGAAAUCAAUGACUUAAUUGAUAGCGGCGAAAUACCUCCAGUAUUUAAGAAAGAUAGAAGAGGUUCAAACUCUCAAACGCAUAAAAACGUCCAAAACGAAUGA
Molecule: messenger RNA, 243 nt
Organism: Saccharomyces kudriavzevii IFO 1802
Lineage: Eukaryota; Fungi; Ascomycota; Saccharomycetes; Saccharomycetales; Saccharomycetaceae
Gene: STF2
Product: ATPase-stabilizing factor family protein
Exons: 1
Coding region: 1-243 (80 amino acids)
Source: RefSeq, a predicted model, not a curated record